AUGGCAUUGCCCUGUCAUAUCGUUGAGCCUCUUGCUAGCACCAUCCUCCAAAUACAAGGCUGGGUAAAGGGAGGGCGGCUACCGGAUCACUCUGAUUUCCCGAUACUAAGUCUAGACCAGGACUUGGUCUACAUUUACUGGCAGAGCUACCGCAACUCUAGCUUUACAGAGGAAAUGAACGACGAAGGACUAUUGCAGCUUCCGUAUGCCACAAGCCUUUAUAUCACAAGGUCUAUGUGUAAACCACUAUUUAUCUUAGAACUUGAAGGCAAUGAUACAUAUAAGGCCAUUUUAUGCCGCAAACCAUCUACGCAUCUGAUCCGUGCCCUCUUGCUUGCUGUACUCUGCUUUCAGCGUGAAGGCGAAUUUGCCCAGGCUGCGAAGGCCUUUGAGCAAGCAACAUCUAUCUUCCGUACUGUUUCAUCGUUUUUGGAACUAGACAAGCUUGGCUUCGACCCGCCUCUGCUUAACGCCUGCGACUUGCGAACAGCGACACAAGCUUUCUUGUCCGGCUUGUGA
Fusarium oxysporum Fo47 is the source of this 519-nucleotide messenger RNA. RefSeq lists its product as uncharacterized. Bases 1 to 519 code for a protein of 172 amino acids. Lineage: Eukaryota; Fungi; Ascomycota; Sordariomycetes; Hypocreales; Nectriaceae. The transcript is spliced from 5 exons. The record is from RefSeq and is a predicted model, not a curated record.